Messenger RNA from Anoplopoma fimbria (sablefish), 2155 nucleotides. It is a transcript of the gene dhh, whose product is annotated as desert hedgehog signaling molecule. Gene Ontology annotation, molecular function: calcium ion binding; patched binding. Lineage: Eukaryota; Metazoa; Chordata; Actinopteri; Perciformes; Anoplopomatidae. The record is from RefSeq and is a predicted model, not a curated record. The coding region runs from base 356 to 1726 and encodes 456 amino acids. Gene Ontology annotation, biological process: protein autoprocessing; intein-mediated protein splicing; multicellular organism development. The transcript is spliced from 4 exons.
UAAGACCCAAUGGCUGGUGCAAGGUGGCCAGGAGCUCUGAGACGCGACAGGAGACGGUGGACGAAGGAGAGAAGAAGAAAAGAAGAAAUCUCAGGAGCGACAUUUUCUGGAUGGACAAAGAGGAUGAGAGCGCCACGGGAGCGUCCAUAGGAAAUUGCAGGGAGCCGUGGGGCAUUUCGGUGUGAGUCUAGCUUGUCAAAGGAACUGCGUCGACAGAGAGAUCAGCGCUCUAGUACCACAUGAUUUGGAAUGGACCAAGAUUUGACCCUCAUUCACAUGCUACUACACACCUGGAACCGGGGUACCACUGUAAGAACGGUGAGCCGCUGACUCCUGGGAGCCCCAGCCCUCCCCAAUGAAGCAGUCCUGGUGGGCCCGUCUGGCACAGCUCGGCCUGCUUGCUGUGUGGACCUGCAUGUGGCUGGUCCAGGGAUGCGGACCGGGCCCUGGCUACGGCGUCCGCUCCAGGCCCAGGAAGCUCACGGCCAUGCACUACAAGCAGUUUUUCCCCAACUUCUCAGAGAACAACCUCGGUGCCAGCGGGAGAGCAGAGGGCAAGAUCACACGCAACUCUGAGCGCUUCAACGAACUGGUGUGCAACUACAACCCAGACAUCGUCUUCAAGGACGAGGAGAACACCAACGCGGACCGCUUCAUGACCAAGCGCUGUAAGGACUGUUUGAACAGGUUGGCGAUUGCAGUGAUGAACCAGUGGCCAGGGGUACACUUACGUGUGACGGAGGCCUGGGAUGAGGACGGCCACCACCCUCCCGGCUCUCUGCACUAUGAAGGCCGGGCCGUGGACAUAACCACUGACGACAGAGAAACAGAGAAGUAUGGUCUUCUAGCCCAGCUGGCUGUGGAGGCUGGCUUUGACUGGGUCCACUAUGAGUCCAAAUAUCACAUCCACUGCUCAGUGAAAGCCGAUCACUCUGUUGCAGUGGAAAAAGGUGGCUGUUUCCCAGGCUGGACCCGGGUGACUGUUGCUGGCGGGGUGCAGAAGAGCCUGUCGUCCCUGGCCGUCGGGGACAGAGUCAUGGCCCUGUCUGGGACAGGCCAGGUCGUGUUGAGCCGAGUACUCUUGUUUCUGCACCGGGACCAAGAAAGCUGGUCUACUUUUCUGUCUCUGGAGACAGAAGAUGGCCAUCGUUUGGCCCUUACUCGUCAUCACUUGGUCUUUUUAGCCCCACAUUGCAGACUCAACAGCAGUGAGUAUCAGGCUCAGUUUGCUAGCAGAGCCAAAACUGGAGACUGCGUUCUCAUCCAUACAGCAGAGGCUCAAGUACGUCCAUCUCGAAUCAUCUCAGUUUCAGAAGAGGAGAGUGUGGGAGCGUAUGCGCCCUUGACAGAAGCUGGAUCUGUGUUUGUUGAAGGAGUGCUGGCAUCCAGCUAUGCUCUGGUGGACGACCACAGACUUGCACACUGUGCAUUUGGACCUGUGCGACUCCUAUCUUCAUUCAACCAGCUACUUUGGGGGGAGACAGGAAACGAACAGCGGACCACAGACAGUGAAACAACUUGCACUAAGACUCAUUGUAGCACUUUGGCUGCAAAGGACAGAGCAGGUGUUUGUGUGAAUAAUGGCACUCUGAACAAGCAAGACUGUCUGAGUGAACCUCUGAGGACGGACACGAAAGAGAAGCAGACUUCAAAUGUGCAUUGGUAUGCAAGACUACUGUAUAGUUUUGGAUCUAUCUUUUUAGACUCCAACUCAUUUCAUCCUUAAAAGCCUAAAACUGUGCACACUAUGUCACAGUGUACAGCUUUGAUACAUUUACCCUUACACCUCCUGUCCUUCUCUUUAAUAAAUUAAAAGCACUGGAAUGGCUUGCUUUUUUUUUUUUUUUUAUCAUUGUCUGCAUUUUAACCUAUCAUAAUGAUUUGAAUGCUGAAAGUGAUAUUUUGUCAGGGACUGAGUUGGAUGAGACAAUUUACCUGAGCAGGUUAAUGUAAAAAGAGGUCAUUUCAAAAUGACUGUAUCAUAGUCUAUUUGUAAAUCAUGUUAUUUCUUUUAAUUAUUUCAGUUAUAUAUGUAUUAUUCUAAUGGGAUAAGAAUGAAUUUUCCCACAACAAUAGAAUCUUUAUUUUUGUACUUUAUGAAUCAUAAUAUAUAAAUGUUUCAUUUUAUUAUAAUAUUUCCACUAAAUGUAUUGUA